AAAUUUUUUGUAUGUAAUGCCAACCCUGUGAAAUUGCAUUUCGACUCUAUAUCCUUUGAGGACGGCGCCCUCGCUGACAGUGUCUGUCUUUCCUUCCGACAAAUACGUUCCUUUUGCCCUGACCUCCACUCUCUUUUCUGUCCUUUACAUGUCGCAUGCACGCAAGCUGCACUUUACCGAUUUUUUAAGGAGUCAUACCAGUCAUCGACAAGCCUCAAACGAGCCAUCGUCAUCUUCAUUGGUGUACGGAGGGGAGCCCGUAUUGGAGCCUCCCAAUAAGAGUAAGAGUUCCCGUAUCCCAUUCCUAGGACGCGCCAGGAAGAAAUCUACCGUAUCUGAUGGGCGUACUACUUUCGAAUCUCGCAAUAUUGAUGAUGGACAGCGGCCAACAUCAUUGACAGAUGAGAUCAACGCCUUACCAUCGGAUUCGUCUGUGUCCCAUUCCCAUUCCCAUGCUUCUACCAGUGCUUCUGAUGCCCAUUCGCUAUUGAAUUCCAAAAUCGCUGUUCGUGUCGCGCAUUCUAUUCCGAAAUCUACGAACAAGCCUACACGCCUACCAUCGCAUAGUCCUUCAAUCAAUGGAUACACCUCUGAUUCAUUGUUAUCUCCACCAUCUAGCCUUCGGCCCACAUCCAUUGGCACUACCAUUUCUGAUUCCAAUCGCAAGCACCGUUCGGCGAUGCCACGACCCAAGCAGCCUACAAUAACCGUGUCUCUAACUCCCGACAAUCUCAGCGAGUACGGUGACCUUUUCACUCAACCUCGUAACAAAUUCUCCCCUACCAACCAACAGCCUUCGACGCGUGACGACAGAGCAUAUCAAAGCGAUACCCAAAUCAAGUCCCUUCCACGGCUGUCUUCCCCAGAAAUCCCUCCAUUACCGAAAUCCCCACCCGUAAAGCUGCGUGACACCCGCAGUUACACCGAUGAUGCCGUAUCUUUGAAAUCGACGCGGAGUACGCGUAGACAUCGCGUCGAAGACGGUUCCAGACAUUCAGAUGAGGAAUCAGAGACGCUCUCCACACCGCCCAUGCCGUCAUUGCCCGGUCAUCGUACUUCUCUAGAGACACGUCGAAUGCUAGGAUCCAUACCAUACUCUUCUCAGGAACAACGACCGUCGCACCUAGCCAAGGGAGUAUCGCCUCACGAGCCUCCCACCAUUCCCCUUCCUGAGCCUCCUCUCCGCUCUCUCCCUGAUGUUCCCUCUCUAACAACUUCAGCAGGUCCGACAAGCAUAGUCAAUGGUCGGCGUAGAGCCCAUACUAUGUCUUCAGUUUCAUUGCCACCAAUACCUUACUCUCCGUCCUUCCCCCCAUUGUCCCCUUGUGGAUCUUUUGACAGAAGAUUGGAUGAUGAGAGAUCCAAUAAAGAGAACGAUGAUCUCGAUAUCGAUUCUGCAUCGGUUGAACAAUUGCGACAGGCGUUAAAAGACCGGUCUCAACAAGUAGAUCAAUUGCUCAAAGCCGCUAAAGCGUAUCUUUCGGAGAAGACCGAGCUUGAACAGAAGAUUUCCCUCUUGGAGAGAGAAGCCGCUAGACGAGAAAAGGAGAUACAAGGGCUCACCUGGCUUGUCAACAAUCGAGGUGCUGCCGUUGGGGAAAGUCCGAUGAUUCUGGCCGCUUCUAAAUCCACAAGUGCCCUGCAAGCUGAGAAGAGCACUUUCAGUCCAUCCUCGCCCACUAAAUCAAAAAAUCCCGCGUACCGAUAUCUUAACGCCGAUUAUGAUUCUGGUGGAGAAUCUCACCAGACGUCUGGUGGUGAGUCAACGACAGCAGUACGAACCCCGCGACCCAAACGUUACAGUAAGGUGUCGGAGAAAUCGACACUUUCACAACGGUCGUCCCUACGUAACGGCGGUACGGCUGGCUGUGAUACGUCCAUUCCCUCUGUUCCUACUUUGGAUAAGCGAACAUCAGUCUCUUCCGUUGCCUUUUCAGCGGCAUCAACGUCGUCGACAUCAUCCUUGAUGCCGGCGAGUUCGUCUACGUCAACGCUGUCAGUCAUUCCUGAGGAUGUCCUUCCACCACUACCACGUAGGCAGGCAUCAGUAUCGUCACCUUCCUCUCGCGACCCGGCAAUCAUGGCCGCUAUCAUUCGAAGUCGCGAAAAGGAUCAGAAGCGUACGUCAAAACCACCCAUGUCGGUGCCAUCGGCGUCGGCUCCUACACCUGCUGCGGCGUAUGCAGCUAACUUGAAGCAAGGCCCGUCUAUUGCUCAGGUACUGGCUCAUCCGUAAAGUUGAUCGGGGGUAUCGUCUCAAAUUUAUACAUGCAGUCGGAAACGUUGUUGUAAAAGAUGAAAAUUCACAUGUUGUACAAUACCAUCGACUGCAAGACUGCUAAAAGUAGAUUUUAUUUCUUACUGGCCGGACCCCCGGCCACACGUUCUCCGUCCAUUUGGAUGAUCAACCAUAUCAUCAUUUCAAUCCUUUGCUUCCUCUUUAGACUGCAUUUACAUUAAUUUAUUAGCAAAUACCUUCUCUCUAACUUAGUAUUUGUAUGUCUAGACGAAUGACAAAGGGCUAGUUAUGUUACGAUUCUACGGUUCUUAUAUUGGCAUAAUGUAGAAACCGCAU
Messenger RNA from Guyanagaster necrorhizus, 2575 nucleotides. RefSeq lists its product as uncharacterized. NCBI's taxonomy places the organism in Eukaryota, Fungi, Basidiomycota, Agaricomycetes, Agaricales, Physalacriaceae. The transcript is spliced from 3 exons. The record is from RefSeq and is a predicted model, not a curated record. The coding region runs from base 149 to 2236 and encodes 695 amino acids.